Molecule: messenger RNA, 1472 nt
Organism: Apis cerana (Asiatic honeybee)
Lineage: Eukaryota; Metazoa; Arthropoda; Insecta; Hymenoptera; Apidae
Gene: Or11
Product: odorant receptor 11
Biological process (GO): sensory perception of smell; detection of chemical stimulus involved in sensory perception of smell
Cellular component (GO): plasma membrane
Molecular function (GO): olfactory receptor activity; odorant binding
Source: RefSeq, a predicted model, not a curated record
CGCUAUUCCCUCCGUUUCAAUAAUAGCGAUUCAUUUCUUUGUACAUGUAUUUAACAUUUCAUGUACGCAAGCGCAAUGAAGUUCCCUAAAGGGCGAUAUUAUCGUACGCAAUAUGGUCAGUCACGAACAAGCUUUCAUCGGAUUGAAAAAUGGUCCAAAUUAGAAACGCGAAAGAGGGGUUGAAGCAUACCUUCUGGUUUGCAUAUCCGUUCUCAAGAACGCUCGGUUAUUGGCCACUGGUCUCUCCUUCCGCGGUUACCAAAUUUUUUAAUUCCUUCACAAUUUUUAUCCUAUAUUUAUUGCAAUUGAUAGUCUUGAUCCCAGGCCUUCUAUACGUUCUGCAAGUGAAAAAUGCCAGGACGAAGAUUAAAUUGCUGAUGCCACAUCUCAACAGCAUCGCGCAAAUGGCUAAAUAUACAAUUAUAUUGCAACGGGCGAAGGAAUUUAGCAAAUUAUUGGACGAGAUAAAGAAGGAUUGGUUGAUAGCCACGGAAGAGAAUCGACAAAUUUUCAGCGAGAGGGCGUCCAUCGAGCACAAAUUGACAACGGUAAUAGUGGUCACCAUGUACGGUGGAGGUUUCUUUUACAGAACGAUUCUUCCACUUUCGAAAGGCAAAAUCCUUCUACCGAAUAACAUGACAGUAAGAUUAUUACCUUGUCCGAGUUACUUUGGUUCCUUGAACGAGCAAGCUACGCCCAAUUACGAGAUAAUUUUCACGCUACAAGUUCUCGGAGGAUUUAUCAUUUACACAGUUUUAUGCGGCACCAAGAGUGCUUGUUUGAUGCUGUGUUUGCAUAUGUGCGGUUUGCUGAAGAUCUUGACGAACAAGAUAGUAGAUCUUACGAAUGACAGUGAUGAACAAAUUGUGCAGGAGAAGAUCGUGCACAUCGUUGAAUAUCAGACGAGGAUCAAAGAAUUUUUGAAUCAACUUGAUCAAUUCGUACCCGCUAUUUAUCUUAUCGAAGUUGUUAUCCAAGUAUUGAUUAUAUGUAUAAUUGGUUAUUGCAUAAUCAUGGAAUGGGAAGACAGCAAUGCUAUGGCUAUGGUGAUUUAUGUUGUCUUCCAAGUAACUUGCGUCAUUGGCACCUUCUCGGUAUGCUACGUCGGUCAACUUCUACUUGAUGAAAGCGAGAAUAUUAGACAGGCAUAUAACACAUUGAACUGGUAUCGAUUACCUGUAAACAAGGCGCGCAGCUUGAUAUUACUGAUCCUUAUGUCACAUUAUCCAAUAAAAGUAACUGCAGGAAGAAUUAUGGAUUUAUCUUUAGUCACCUUCACUAGUAUCAUUAAAAGUGCAGUGGGAUAUAUGAAUAUGUUACGUACAGUUACGUAAGAUUUUAUGUUUUUUAGAAGAUUCAUGAAAUCUACUAUAUCUGAUUAGCCAAAAAUGAUAUUGAAUUAUGUACACAGCACUUUGUUCACUUUCUUAUCAAAUCAAAAUUUAAAUAAUUGAAUUGCAAUUAUGAGAAAA